Messenger RNA from Oxyura jamaicensis (ruddy duck), 8367 nucleotides. RefSeq names its product defective in cullin neddylation 1 domain containing 3 (gene DCUN1D3). Lineage: Eukaryota; Metazoa; Chordata; Aves; Anseriformes; Anatidae. Gene Ontology annotation, molecular function: cullin family protein binding; ubiquitin conjugating enzyme binding; ubiquitin-like protein binding. The transcript has 5 exons. Gene Ontology annotation, biological process: protein neddylation; positive regulation of ubiquitin-protein transferase activity. Gene Ontology annotation, cellular component: ubiquitin ligase complex. The coding region runs from base 420 to 1343 and encodes 307 amino acids. The record is from RefSeq and is a predicted model, not a curated record.
CUCGCUCUCCCUGCCCUCACCGUGCGUGCGGCGUCGGGCACGCAGCCUUACGUCGCCCCGCGCCGCCAGCUGACUGCUCGCCUCCCGGAAGUGAUGCGGGGAAGGGGGGGGGAGGCCGGCAGCCUCGCCGGGAGCGCGGCGUGUUCCAUGUGGAACCCAGGGAACCUGAAGGAGGCUGCAAAAGCUAUUGGAAUGAUUCCCUGUGUAGCUGAAGCUAUCUUUGUGUGUCUGUUCAGAGCUGGAAAAAGAUGGGGCACCCAUGAUACCAUUCCCUACGCUCUGCUAUUUUAGAAGUCAUGCCUCCUUGCCCACAAAAGGUUAGUUGACUGCCGCUAAUGGCAUGGUGAAAUGUGUUGAAGAGCAGCUGCGAGGGUGUCCAACAGCGAGGGGACUGCUCUAGAAGCUGGGCUUGCAACAUCAUGGGCCAGUGUGUCACAAAGUGUAAGAAUCCUUCGUCCACCCUUGGCAGCAAAAAUGGGGAAAGGGAAUCUGGCAGCAAGUCGCACAGUAAGAGAAGCGCAGUCCACAAAGACGACCACGCUUCAGCUUGUGGGAAGUCUUCAGGAGAUAUACUCGUGAACGGGACAAAGAAAGCGGACACUGCUGUCGAGUCUAGCCAGCCUUCAACGUUUCCUGGGGAUACAAAGAAAGACUCUGUCUCUAGUGCGGAAGAAUCUUCACUCCAAAGGAUUGGAGAGUUAUUUAGGAGAUACAAGGAUGAACGGGAGGAUGCCAUACUGGAAGAAGGAAUGGAACGAUUUUGCAAUGACCUCUGCGUUGAUCCCACUGAAUUUAAAGUGCUAGUUUUGGCUUGGAAAUUCCAGGCUGCUACCAUGUGCAAAUUUACAAGGAAGGAGUUUUUUGAAGGCUGCAAAGCAAUAAAUGCGGACAGCAUUGAUGGCAUUUGUGCAAGGUUCCCCAGCCUCUUAAACGAAGCCAAGCAGGAAGAUAAAUUUAAGGAUCUCUACCGUUUCACCUUUCAGUUUGGCCUGGACUCUGAGGAAGGACAGAGGUCGCUACAUCGGGAAAUAGCCAUUGCCCUUUGGAAAUUAGUCUUCACCCAAAACAAACCCCCCAUUUUGGACCAGUGGUUACACUUCCUAGUCGAGAACCCCUCAGGAAUCAAGGGAAUCUCCCGGGACACGUGGAACAUGUUUUUAAAUUUUACUCAGGUGAUUGGACCAGACCUUAGCAACUACAGUGAAGACGAGGCGUGGCCAAGUCUCUUUGACACCUUUGUGGAGUGGGAAAUGGAGCGAAGGAAAAAGGAAGAGGAAACCAAAUGUAUUGCAUCUUCAGACACAGAGGGUCUGUGUACAGAAGAACAGACUUACAGCAUUUAAGCAGUGGUGACAAAAGCAACCUGUUGCCCUUCAUGAAAUGUAAACUCUGGAUGUUUCUGGAGAUUACCAAGGCUCCAGAUCUUUUCUACUUUACACCUUUUUCUGCCUUGUAUUUGAAAGGGCUCUAAAAUGCUGUAUCAUGUUUUAGGCACUUUCUAAAUUUUGGUUAUUCCUUUUACUCUUGCCCUGAAAUAUUUGACUCUGGCUACAAGUUAAGCAUUUUUGGUUUCUUUUAAGACUUCAGAUUAGUAUAAGUAAGUCUGAUAUUUCUUGCACAAUGUAGAUCUUUUUAGUUAGGUUAAAUUAACAUUGCUAAAUUAUACAGUGCCAGAUUAAGUUUUUCAUACUACAUCUGUCAGGGCAGGUUUGUACUGUGUGUAGUGCUGUUUACAUUGUUGAAAUUUUAGGCUGUAAUAAUUUUAAGGUUUUAUACCAAGACGAAUAGCAGUGUUAACUGUUAACUAUAAAUGCAUUAAUCCCCUGGUAAUAAGGCUCUUAAAAAAAAAAAAAGAAAAAGAAAAAUUCCAACAUAAGCAACAGCUUUUUGUAAUGUGGCUAAUUCCCACUUCAAGCUAACUCUCAGCGAUUGAGUCCAGAUCAUUCCUUUUUUUCAGAGUUUCAAACUAAAUGUUGGGAUUGUUUUUAUAAAAUUACUGUACCUGUCAGUCAACUGAGUGGUAGAUGAUGAUUUGUAUCUAAAUCUCUUACACAACACAUAAUAAAAGAGCAGUACUACCUCAGUUUUAUUGAAAGUGGACUUCUUGAUGGAAUUCCAUUUUCUCUGGAAGUUGUAUUUUUGUGGUUACACGAGAAUAUUUUUACUUGACUAAAAGAACCAAAGGUUCUGCUUCUUAAGUUUGUUAAACAUUGACAGAAGCAACACACAAGCCCUAAGUCUUCAAGGAAAACUGUGGUAUAAUUCUGCUUUAAUUUGUUUGAUUUAUACCUAAAGUAUUAUCUUACUUGUCUGGCAAGCACAGUACUUCUACGUAAGGAACUAUCUUUUGCAUUAAUAUUGAUGAACCGAUUUUUUAAACCUAUGUUUAAUUGCUAAAUCGCAGUUAAUACUCCACACUUGCUGGAGCAACAAUAUCGGCAUCUGAUGACAAAGUGAAUUCUUAAUGUGUUCUUAAUGACAACAGUGUAGAUGAGUCAUUUUUAGACUGAUUUGAUAAUAUUUGGAUAGGAGUCAAUUUAUUAUUUUACAAUACCUGUAUUGGGACUAUUUGCCUGUUGAAACUGUUGUGACUUAAAGGGAGUUUUAUUAACACUGGUUGAAAUUUUUUUGGUUAUUGAUGCUACCUUUUUUAAUUUUAGUAUGUCAACUUUUUUACACGUUUUGGUAAAAGAGAUGAUUGCCAAGGCUUUCUAUUAAGCUAAGUAUCAAAUUCAUUAAGCCAAUACACUUCCAUUAUACACCCUUUCUUUUCAGAGCUGUAUUUCAGGAUCAUAAAAUGGCUUCAGUUAAAAAAACAAAAGCAAACAAAAAAAACCCAUAGCAUCUAACGGCUUUUGUAAAGCUUUUUAAAGCUAAAGACAAACACAAUUCUAAGUGGUUAGCAUGUCCUUGGAUCCCAGAUAGCAUGCUUUGCACAUCUGUGGUGCCGCAGAGGGGUCAGCAGAGAGGAGAAUCUCCUGAAGCCUGACGCUGGCUCUGCUGGUGCACAGCCUGUGCAGUAGCGUGGGUCUGAGGUCGUAGAUGAGUCACAAACCACGGCUGUCUAAAAAUGCGUGAAAACAAACCCGCAAGCUGCAGACAGCAUCUCUUUCACCUAGUAAAAGGAGUAUUUGGUCCAUGCUGCUUUUGGAAGCUCUUUCUGGGAGACAUGUUAAGCUGUGGAAAACAAAGCUAGUUCUAGCUGAGUGUUUCUUGGCAAGAGGGAAGCCCUGAUCUUGGUUUAUUGUAGGCGAAUACGCCCAAAGCUUUGUCCCUGCUACUAUCAUCUUCCAAGCUACUGUGGCACAAGCGCUAUUUGGCAGCAAAAUCUGGCAAAACAGGCCGUAGCACUUGUGUUGGUAUAAUUGAAUUUAUGGUGAGACUUCUGCUGGUGCUGUUAUUUAAUUAAAAAAAGAAAAAAAUAAUCUCCAACAGAGGCUGCUUUGUUAGCAAAAGUUCCAGAUGGAGACCUGAUUUGACAGUAAAUAACUAUAUUAAAUUUAAGACUACUCAUUCAUUCAGCUAUUAAAUGCUUUGUUCAUCACUUCAUCUUUUUCCUAAAGGGAAUUUUAAACCGUUCAGUGUGUGACAACUAACUGUUCAAAUGGAUACCCAGUGCAUGUGGCAGCGGCUGCUACCGAGCCGUCUCUGAACUGCAGCAGCUCUGAAGGAUCAGGGCUUGAGACCUUUAAGGCAGGCGUUUGUCUGGUGUGAAUGUGGGUUGCAGCAAGGAAGUGAACUGAUAGCAUGGCAAGGUUUAGCCAUUUUAGUGCAGCAAACAUAACGUAGUUUCUUUUUCAGGACAGUGGUGGUGAAUAUACAGAAGGGAAAGUUUCCUUUCCCCUUGGAGGAAGGACGUCUACCUCUCAGCAGCUCCUGCCCCGUGCUUUCAGUCCGAGAGGAAAGCCUUGCUCCUGUGCUGCUCUUCCAGCCCAGCAGGAGCAACUCCAGCCUGUUGGGUAAAAUAUGUGCAAAAACAGCCAAAAUAUCUACCUGGUAAAGAACCAUUUAUUCUCAGUCUAACCUCAUUAUUUACAGUACAGUUAGAGAACACAAGCCCAGGCCUGUGUCUGUCUAAACUCCUGAGCCAGGAGCUACAGUUCACAGCCACAGCAGAGCUGCACCUGAAAGAGGGCGCCGGGCCAGCACUGCAUUGCCUGGUCCAGCUGUGGUCCUGAACUACAGCAGGCCAUGCUCUUCAGUGCUGGGGCAGUGCUGUGUUGUACGUGCUUCUGGGAUGUCUUCAGCUAUGUUGGAGCCUCUCAAAAUUGCUUGUUUAAUGGUUAAGCUGUGAAUAUCUGUGGAACAGGCCAAAUGCAUUCUCUCUCCCUUCUCACAUAGUUUAAGUCUGUAAUGUGUAGGUCACAGGACUGCAGUGAGUACUGAUGCUGAAGUCCUUGAAACCAUUGGAACUAUUUAAUUUUUUUAUUAGAAUAUGCGUUGGAAAACUUGAUGCAUGUAAUGAAUCUGCUGCAACUCGGGAUAAAUAACUAGGUAAUUAUAUAGAUAGUUCUGGUAAUAUACUGGAAAACCAGUCUGAUGACCACGCUGCGGCAUUUUAUUGCCUUUCCUUACACGCAAAGAAAUGCAGCUCCUGUGAACUGUACUCCCCAGUAGAACACUGACCGCUUGCGCAGUGUUACCGUUUGCAAUACCUUUAAGUUUGGCUCCCAGGUUAACUGGAGGCUCAGCUGUGCCAAUUCUUUGUGGGGGUGUGUUUCGGAGGUCAAGGACUGUUUGUUGAUUCAUGUGAAGAUUUGAAAGAUUCCACCCAUAGUUGGCCAUGAGGCGUGACUGAGUAAAUUAAUUGACAUUGAACGUUAAUUGUGAGUUUAUUUGCUGCUGGUGCUAUUCUAUAUGGAGAAUUAUAGCUUUUUAAUACUGUGCAAUUGUAAUGAAAGAACCACAGGAAAAAUAAAUGAAGGUGUGGCAGAGAGUCAGGUAGCUUAAGCCUGUGGCAGUUCAGUCCACCCUGCGACAAGUGCCGACUUCCCGAGGCUGGCACAGCAGCCCUCGUGAAUCAGCCUCUGAACCACGGCAGAUUUUCAGCCAAGCACGUGGAAGUGCGUGAAAGGCAUUUCCCCUGCUCUGCUGGAGAGACGUGAUUUCAGAGUUAGUGAAUAGCAGCCGUCCCUCUUCCGGAGUGGCAGCAUGGCUGUUGGAGUGUCCGGGCUGCUGCAGGCAGUGGUGCCCAUGCCUGGGUGAGUGCUGCCUGGCUCCCUGCAUGUCCGCCAGAGCCUGAAGAACCUGUGGGUCCCAGGACAGGUACUGCCUGUUGUCACCUGCGUCCCCAGGCAGGGCUAUGCACUGACUGGCGACCUUGGUGUUUUCAUGAUGCUGUCAGCAUGAGUAUCUUCCUUACACUUCUAAGCCUUGUUUAAAACAAAACAAAAAAACAGCAAAGUUAAACACCGCGUAGUUAAUGGCCACCUCAGUCUGAUGUAAUUUUUUGGCUGCGGUUACAUCGUUCCCAUUCAUUGGAAAAUAAUAGUCAUUGUGAAUUUCUGGCUCUGGCAGCCUUGUGUUCUGCAGCGUGAUCCUUUUUUUUUUUUUUUAAGAAGUCCUUGGUAAAUCGAGUGCCCAAAUCUCGAAAUGUGUGCAUGUGAAUUUAGCCUUUCAUAUUGAAAAGGAAAAUGCUUAACCUGAAACUCAAAGGUCUUCAGGGUAGUAUUUCAGUAUAGAGCAGAACAUAAAUGUUGAGUCAGUUUUAUUUUUUUUCAAAUGCAUACGUAGUAAGAGCUAAGUGUCUGCUUAAAUUUUGUGUGCAAACCAAAACACCAGUGUUAAAACUUUCUAUCUGGAUUAUUGAAGAUUUAAUAUUUGUUUUUUGAUUGUCAGCUGAAGUGACAUACGUGAGAUUAUAACCCGGGAGGCUGUAACUGCUUCACCAUGAAGUAUGUAGGUAUCUCUACCUCUUGUUCUUAGACUUGAACAGUUUAAGGUUACCAUCCUUUUCUCCCAGGAUUUUAUGCCUGGGUAAGUAAGAUUAUUUUUUUUUUAAUUGACCCAACUUAAGUAUUACCUAUAUGCCAUGCUUCUUGGUAUACUGCUUUUAACCUGCAUGCACUCUCCCCUUUGAAAGGGAGCGAAGUCAAGUUGCAAACAAGUGUCAGUCCUCGGGGUGCUAGUUUUGGAGUGUGGUAGAGUGGCUGGAGCUACACCACGUGUGGCUCAGGGGCUUUCAUGUUCCUGCUCAGGCUGCCUGCACUGACAAUACAUUGAAGGUGGAGCAGCUGCUUCCCAGGAGGGAGCCAUGUCGCUUUUUCAUUUGCCCCUGAAAAACCUCAGGAACUCACCUGAUGCUCUGCUGGAAGCAUAUUUUUCUUUUGGUGAAAAAUACAACAGCUUGUUCCAUGUUGUGCUGUACUGGUAACAGCCAGAAAAACUGGGAGCUGCAAAAGUGGAAGGGCAACACAUGUGUUCCCCCCACCGAGGGCAGCAUCUUCCUCAUGACAUGCUUAGAGCAGAGCAGGAGAGUUCACAAGUGCAUUGGAGAUGCUGGGCUGGUUCCAGUGCUGUUUGCUCAUUCAUGCAGUUAGGUGGUGUCUCUUCCCUGCAGCACAGCUGCGCCCCUUGCUCUCCUCCCUGGAGGAGCCUACAGCACAACUGCUGAUACACAAAGCGAAAUGGCUGGUCUGCAGCAGGGGCUGCCACAAGCUGCUGCUUCCAGUCCGAGGGCUGCGCUGGGCAGGGGCUGCUUGCACUAUGUGUCCAGGCCCACGUUUCAGGAGCCUGGGGGACUGGAGAUGAUAGGUAAAAGGAGCAUGAACGUGCCGCUAACAGCUUGCCUUAAAUCACUGAUAUUACAGGGGGCCCUCACUACUAUCGCAAUCCUCAGUCUUUCUGUAGUUAGGUUUCUAAAUGUAACAGGUUCUGGAGGUCGUACAACUUUUCUACUUCUAAAAAGCUCCUGUCUUUGCGAAAUUGCACUCUUCAGAUGAGCCCUUUCUGGACAACACGUCACAGACAAAAUACCUUAGUCUCCCAUGGUCAUGCUGUAAUCCCUCCCCACCCCCCCCACCCCCUGUAAAUUAUAUUUGGCCUGAAGGUUGCCUGCUGUCGAAGCAGUGCGUUUACUUGAAUGUCGCCAUUUGACGCAGUUACAGCUGCCAGCUCUUGCUCUUUGGGCCCACGUGGCACCUCCAUGCAGAGUGGCAGUGGAGUUGGAGGCUGGCUGCUGGUUUUAUACUCCCUCAUGUAGUAAAUGUUAGAGGACUUUGCAUAGUAGUGCUUAAUAUUUUGAAGCGGUGACUUUUGAGUCACGUUAAACAUAGUUAUCUUUAAAAUAUUCCUUCUUUCUUAUCUGCAAGUUUGAAGUAGUCUUUUGAAGAGGGAAUGGGCUGGCAGGAGCGGCUGGACGGCCUCAUGCUGUUAGUUGCUGAGUGUCUUGGGUUCCAGGAGAAGUGGCUGCAGCAUGCCGGGUUAGGGCCUAACCCAGGGCUCCGGGGGCUGUACUGGCUGGUCCUGAGGGCAUGAAGCAACCGCAAGUCAUUAACAGGCUGCAGGGAGGCGACUGUCAGCGUGGGUGAGCUGAUGCAGCUGGAUUUCUUGGAGUACUUGCUUGUGGAUCUCAGCCCCAAUGCAGUGCUGUCACCCCUUACGGCAGAUAAUGCAUUGUGAUGGUAUAUUUGUUCCCAGAGAAGUAACUAACCAAGGAAACUGAAAGCACACCUUUGUGCUGCAGCUUUCAUUGACCUGCAUGUGACUACAGCUAGCUGACCAAUCCCCCAGUAAACCCUCAAGGGUACAUAGGAUCAAAUCUGCUGUUCUCUGUGUCAGCAGUGAUUUUGCCUUUUCAGACUUGCCAAUAGAUAUGGUGUGUGAUCCGAUGCUGUCUGGGAAACGAUGAAUGUAUUGCUUGUCGUGGAGCAAACCAUGCUUCCUCUUUUAGCCAGCACGCUCCCAAGCGCUGUGUAAAUGUAAUGCUUGAAAAUGGCUGGAGUAAAUUCUGUUUCAUGUAGGACCUUUUUAUAAAGGGAUGUGGCCAAAUUUGAAACAACAAGCUGGAAACAAAGUGGGAGAAGUUCAAGAUGAUGCAUCUAUACUGAGUCCCAUUUGCUUUGUUGUUUUACAGUUACUUUUUGUGUAUCAAAUUUUGCUCACCAUUAUUGUCUGGAACAGAAUGGAAACAGCAUCUUACAGAAUGUGCAAUCUAAGGCACAAUGCAAAUAGGUUGUAAUAAGAAGGUUGUCUUUACUUGAUAGCAAUCCUGAGUGCAAUGUUCUUGUCGUGUCCCUUCUGAAAGAAAAGCAUUAAGUGCAGUCUGAGGUUUUUCUUUACUUAUAAGCAAAGCAUUGGUUUGUCCAUUACUGACUUCUUGUGGAGUUUGUGCCAGAUGUAUAUUAAAUAUUUUGGUGCUUUUUCUAA